AUCGCCUCCACGAGUCAAACCCAGCCACCAUCGGAAUUCGAGGGCGCGGAGCAGCGGCGAAAUGAGCGGCGGCGGCGGCGAGGUCGAGGCGGCGGCGGAGGCGGCCCCUCUCCUCGUCCCCCACGACCCUCAGCCGGCGGUGGGGGCGGAGGUGCGGAGGCAGGUGGGGCUCGCGGCGCCGCUGGUGGCGUGUAGCCUUCUGCAGUACAGCUUGCAGGUGGUCUCCGUCAUGUUCGCCGGACAUCUCGGCGAGCUCUCCCUCUCCGGCGCCUCCGUCGCCUCCUCCUUCGCCAACGUCACCGGCUUCAGCGUCCUGAAAAUUUCAAUGAAAACUGCAUAUCUGUUUAUUCCAUGACAAGCUGGGAAUGGGAAGCGCGCUGGAUACAUUCUGUGGACAAUCAUAUGGAGCAAAACAAUAUGAUAUGCUUGGGACACAUGCGCAAAGGGCUAUCUUUGUUCUUAUGCUUAUGGGUGUCCCGCUGGCUUUUGUUUUGGCAUUCGCUGGCCAAAUUCUUAUCGCUCUUGGUCAAAAUCCUGAGAUAUCAUCUGAAGCUGGACUAUAUGCCGUGUGGUUGAUUCCUGGUCUUUUUGCAUACGGUUUGCUUCAGUGCCUUACCAAGUUUCUGCAAACUCAAAACAUUGUCCAUCCACUGGUAGUUUGUUCUGGGGCCACCUUGGUAAUUCACAUUUUGCUGUGCUGGGUUAUGGUUCAUUGUUUUGACCUUGGCAACAGAGGUGCAGCUUUGUCAAUAUCAUUAUCUUACUGGUUCAAUGUGAUAUUGCUAGCAAUAUAUGUAAAAGUCUCCGAAGUUGGCAGAAGGAGUUGGCCUGGAUGGUCAAGGGAGGCACUUAAGUUAAAGGAUGUUAAUAUGUAUCUAAGGCUAGCCAUUCCAUCUACUUUUAUGACUUGCUUGGAGUAUUGGGCAUUUGAGAUGGUGGUUCUCCUUGCAGGCUUUCUACCUAAUCCGAAACUGGAAACUUCGAUUUUGUCAAUAAGCCUGAAUACAAUGUGGAUGGUUUAUACAAUUCCAAGUGGCCUCAGCAGUGCAAUAAGUAUAAGAGUUUCCAACGAACUAGGUGCUAGGAAUCCGCAAGCAGCACGCCUAUCAGUCUUUGUUUCAGGAAUCAUGUGCCUAACCGAAGGCAUACUUGUAGCUAUCAUCACAGUUUUGGUACGGGAUAUCUGGGGUUACUUGUACAGCAAUGAAGAAGAAGUUGUGAAAUAUGUCGCAGCAAUGAUGCCAAUUCUUGCUUUAUCUGACUUCAUGGAUGGAAUACAAUGCACACUAUCAGGUGCUGCUAGAGGGUGUGGCUGGCAAAAAGUCUGUUCUGUUAUCAACCUGUGCGCUUACUAUACAAUUGGUAUCCCUUCAGCUGUUACUUUUGCAUUUGUUCUGAAGAUCGAUGGUAAGGGACUUUGGUUGGGAAUAAUAUGCGCCAUGACAGUGCAAAUUUUAGCGCUGGUUGUCAUGCUGCUUCGUACAAGCUGGAAUGAAGAGGCUGAAAAGGCCCGGGCUAGAGUUCAGGGUUCAGAUGGAAGAAUCACAUUGGCCUGAACAUGGAUUUCACCAGUUUUGAGUCAUGAUUAUACCACCACAAAAGCAGUUAUUGAUACCAUAGUACUAUAUAUAGAGUAAUUGAUACUGUUGAUUAUUUGAAACUUGUUUGCUGUACAUUCAAUAAUUGUAACUGAUUGGGCAUGUGACUUCUUUUCUUUUGUAUAGUUGAUAUGGUGUGCUGUGAAUGAAAUUCUGCAUAGUUCGCCCUGCAACACAGGAUAAAGGUAACUCCUAACCAUCUUUUCCAACACAAUUCUAUUUCCGUGUUUGAAAAGCUUUUUCGAACAUUUUUCUACAAUUAGUGCCCAAGUGGAAUUAUUGGAGUAGAUGAAACUAAACCAUCAGAAACUGAAAUUGAAGUCACCAAAGCAUAACUAGGGCAGGGUACUGCAAAUUUAUUUUUAUUUCCCCCUCCAUACCAGAUCAGAUUGCUAUUGUUAAUCUUUUGAAGACAAAGAGGAGUAAUCAUUAAAUUACUAUUAUGAGACACUGGCCUACCUAAUUCGAUGUUCUUUUCCUGAGGAAGGUACCAAGCUAGUCUAGCUUCGAUCUGAGAGUCGACGAGUACCAUAUUACAUUCCUACAUGCUUUAGUUGUUGCUACUCCUCUCUCAGUUAUAGUAGAUGUAUAAUGCGAAAAAGAAACAAAGUUCAGGAAUUUCCUCCUUUUAAUGCAAAGACAUGGAAAGCUUUUGUGCAUUCCUAAAAACAAGGUUCAUGAAGAAAAUACAGCAUAAACCACACCGUUAUAAUUUGUCAACAUCCUUGAAAAUUAAGGCACGCCCUCUUAUGUUAAAACAAACAGUUCUGGUUUUACAACUCAUGGAUAAUAAUAACCCACCCGUUCUUCCCUAUGUCUCCUGGUAGAUGGCACAGCACAAAAAAGUCUGCAGAGAUUCUGGAACUUCCUCUCUGGUCUUCCCAUUCAAAAAUUGUUCUUUAAAACACAUGCUUUUACGUUAGCUGGUGCUGUAGUGGUGUUUCUAUAGGCACAAUGGUACUUAGAUCAUCAUCCUGGGUCUUGGUCUUAGUUUAUGAUUUAUCACUGUUCUUGCUUAUUCUCUAUCGCCUCUGUCUUCAUUUUUCUUUGGAGUACUAUAUACAUAUAUAUAUAUAUAUAUAGCUGCUCUAAUAUGAUAUUUCGUGGUUAAAAUUCCUGGCUCCAUCUUGUUUUUCACUCACUUUCCGCCACUCAGCAUCCUCAGAUGUUAUCAUUUAUCAUACAUGUGUCCCUGUAUUGUUGGACCAGAAGUCUUCGGCACGUAAAGCUUUAGAUAAAGCAGCACCUGACCUGAGUCAGAGCUUCUGGACGCAUAUCAUAAUUGCUUCCCUGCUUGGCUAGCUUAAUAUACAAGGCCAAUUAAGAAUGCAUUUAUCAGAAGAACGUGCACAAACCACCCUUAUUGAUGGCAUCCAAAAGCUACAUUUCCUCUGCCAAUUAGGUCUGUGAGGUCAAAGGUCUGAUGAACCUGGCAAAAGCAGAGACAGAUUUCUGACCACAGAACCUUCAUCUCAGUGCAGAAUUUUCAAAGACUGCAUUUCUAUUGUACAGUAACAUUUCCCUGGAAAGACUCCUUUACAUAUGAUCAGAGACAAAUGAGGCUUUUGCAAAUGUAAAACAAUGAAGUUCCACCUUUGAAAGUUGAAACCCACUAGAAAGGAGACAGAUAAAGCAUUAUCUAUGUUGAGCAUAUGUUUGGAGUACUAAGGAGGAACUUAGCAUCUGUUGAGGAAUUUAGCAUCUGUUGUUGUUAGAGAAGAAAAUAAUGAGAAAACCUGUGAUCAAAGGGAUUCGAACUCAGGCAAGCAUGCUGCUCCCUGUCAGCCGAGCUCUCCCUGCCAACCAAGCUAGGUGCCGUUCUCUUCUACAUAAGUAGUAGACGAAACUCAGCUGGUUUUAACUGCAUAGACAAGCAUUUUGCUGUCCUUCUGUCAGUAACCAUGAAAUGCAACACACGGUCACCCUUGAGCUGGUGAGACACAGCUAUCAGCCACAAAGCAGAUAGUACUUUGCUUACAGGAGAUGAUUCUGGAGUGCUUUCUUUCUGGUUUCGGCAGCUCAAUGAUCCCACCGUGAAAGGCGAGGAAGCAACAGAAAUUUGGUAGCUCCUCCAAAGUGGAGAUUAUCGUGGAAGCUGAGCUGUUUCCAAAUCCCAAUACUACACCUACUAAUCGUCUCUUAUCUGAAAGAUACCACUGAUCAUUUCUGAAUAACGAAAAAAAUGAGAAUGUGUAAAUAGGCAAAGUUCUAUGAUUAAGGCCACGAUUGUCGGUUAUUUGGGCGUUUUCCACAUAUGAUUGAUGGCAUCUAAUGAUCACAUUUCUACUGAUUAUAUCUCUGGGUCGGUUCAGUAAUGAGGAAAUGAGAGGGAAACGGCUCCUUCAAGUUGUUUUACUGUCUUGUCGUGCAGUCUUUUUCUUGUGGGAAACAGUUCAACAACCACUGCAGCUUGUUGGGUACCUGGGUUCAUGGAUUCUUUUAAGACCUUUUCUGUGGUGGUCUUGUUUGGCAGUGCUUACCUUAAAGCUCUUGCAAACUGGCUUCUCAGAUGAACUCUGAAUAUUUCGUUGUCUGUACAGGUAGUGUUUCAGUUUACCCUAUGAGCUACAACUAACGACAUAAUGUCAGUGGGUGCUUAAAGAGACUAGUCUCUAGGUACUUUUAAGGUUGUCAGAAUUAAAGACUGCCAAGAUCUUGGAAGAACACUAUUGGUGGUGGCAAAAGUGAAUUGUUCAUCACUCCCCACAAACAAAUAAUUAGCAUUUUUCAUGUUGACAUUUUAUCGACAACAACCAAUUUACAAAGUGUGCAAGUGUAAAUUAACCUUUGGACACUUGUCUAUGACACGAUCUUACUCGUC
Oryza sativa Japonica Group (Japanese rice) is the source of this 4419-nucleotide messenger RNA. The record is from RefSeq and is a predicted model, not a curated record. Lineage: Eukaryota; Viridiplantae; Streptophyta; Magnoliopsida; Poales; Poaceae.